ACUGUCUCUCUCCCUCUCUUCUCUCCUCAGCUAUCUUCCUGGGGUCCUUCAGGAUGCCUUACUGUCUCUCUCCCUCUCUUCUCUUCCUGGGGUCCUUCAGGAUGCCUUACUGUCUCUCUCCCUCUCUUCUCUCCUCAGCUAUCUUCCUGGGGUCCUUCAGGAUGCCUUACUGUCUCUCUCCCUCUCUUCUCUCCUCAGCUAUCUUCCUGGGGUCCUUCAGGAUGCCUUACUGUCUCUCUCCCUCUCCUCAGCUAUCUUCCUGGGGUCCUUCAGGAUGCCUUACCAGGAGAUCAGACGGGCCGUCCUAGAGGUCGACGAGGAACAGCUCACUGAACCCAUGAUACAGAACUUGGUUAAACACCUUCCAGAACAGGAGCAGCUGAAUGCUUUGAUGAAGUUUCAGAAUGACUACAACAGUCUGUCUGAGCCGGAGCAGUUUGGAGUGGUGAUGAGCAGUGUGAAGCGACUGCGGCCCCGUCUCAACUCCAUCCUGUUUAAGCUGCAGUUUGAUGAACAGGUCAACAACCUCCGUCCAGACAUCAUGGCUGUUAACGCAGCCUGUGAAGAGGUGAGGAAGAGCAAGGGGUUCAGCCGGCUGCUGGAGUUGGUUCUUCUGCUGGGCAACUACAUGAACGCAGGCUCUCGUAACGCACAGAGCUACGGCUUUGACCUGGGUUCCCUCUGCAAGCUGAAGGACACGAAGUCAGCUGACCAGAAGUCAACGUUACUCCACUUCCUGGCUGCGGUGUGUGAGGAGGAGUUCCCAGAGGUCACCAAGUUCUCUGACGACCUGCAGCAUGUUGACAGAGCCAGCCGAGUCUCAGCGGAGUCCCUGGAGAAGAACCUAGUUCAGAUGGAGAGACAGCUGGUCCAACUAGAGAGAGAUCUGGACACCUUCUCCUCUCCUGACGACUCUGAAGAUCUCUUCACUGCCAAGAUGUCUAGCUUCUCCACGUCGGCCAGAGAGCAGUACCAGAAGCUGAUGAUCAUGCACAGCAACAUGGGAACCCUCUACCAGAAUAUGCUGGACUACUUCGCCAUGGACUCCAAGAAGACCUCCGUCGAGGAGCUAUUCACAGACCUCAGCAACUUCAGAACCAUGUUCCUGCAAGCGCUGAAGGAGAACGUGAGGAGGAGAGAGGCGGAGGAGAAACAGAGGAGAGCGUGGGUGGCCAAGGAGAAGGCGGAGAGAGAGAAGCAGGAGAGACAGCAACAGAAGAAGAGGAGACUGCUGGAGGUCAACGCAGAGAACAGUGAUGAGACAGGAGUGAUGGAUAGUUUGCUGGAGGCUUUGCAGUCUGGAGCAGCGUUCAGAGACCGACGGAAGAGAGCACCCUGGACCCAGCAUCCCUCACCUCGGGACUCCCCAGCAUCCUCCUCGGGACCCCAGCAUCCUCACCUCGAGAGAUCCCCAGCAUCCUCACCUCCGGAACCCCAGCAUCCUCACCUCGGGAUUCCCAGCAUCCCUCACCUCGGGCCCCCAGCAUCCUCACCUCACCAGCAUCUCACCUGGGACCCCAGCAUCUCACUCGGGGACUCCAGCAUCCUCACCUCGGGGAUCCCCAGCAUCCUCACCUCGGGGACCCCCAGCAUCCUCACCUCGGGGACUCCAGCAUCCUCACCUCGGGGAUCCCCAGCAUCCUCACCUCAGGGACCCCCAGCAUCCUCACCCCUGAGUUACCCUCUGCUGAGCUACCCUCUACCGAGCUACCCUCUGCUGAGCUACCCUCUGCUGAGCUACCUUCUGCUGAGUUACCCUCUGCUGAGCUACCCUCUACCCUCUGCUGAGCUACUCCCUUCUGCCACUCUGCUGAGCUCACCUCAUCUGCCUCUGCUGGGCUACUCCUCUGCCCUCUCUCUGCUGAGCUGCUCCUCUGCUGAGAGCUACCACCUGCGCUGGAGCUGCCUCUCGCUGGGACUGCCUCCUCUGCCCUUCUGCUGA
Messenger RNA from Oncorhynchus nerka (sockeye salmon), 1942 nucleotides. RefSeq names its product protein diaphanous homolog 3-like. NCBI's taxonomy places the organism in Eukaryota, Metazoa, Chordata, Actinopteri, Salmoniformes, Salmonidae. The record is from RefSeq and is a predicted model, not a curated record. The coding region runs from base 275 to 1942 and encodes 555 amino acids. Gene Ontology annotation, biological process: actin filament polymerization. The transcript has 10 exons. Gene Ontology annotation, cellular component: actin filament.